GAAAUAAUUCAUUCUUGUCCCCCUCCAAAUAGAUGGAGCCAGUGCUCUGCUAUGAGUACAGAAACGAUUCCUGCCUGAGGACCAUCUAUCCUUUGCCCAUACGCAUCACCCUCUACGUGAUUCUUGGAGUCACAGUCGUCCUUACAGUGUUUGGAAACCUUCUCGUCACUGUCUCCAUUACUUAUUUUAAGCAGCUUCACACUCCAACCAAUUACUUGAUUGCUUCUCUGGCUGUGUCUGACCUUCUUUUGGGCCUUUUAGUCAUGUUCCCCAGUAUGAUUCAAUGUGUAGAGUCUUGCUGGUAUUUUGGUGACGUCUUCUACCGACACUAUGCUAUUUGCCAUCCUCUAUCAUACAAAAGAAAAAUAUCUGUUAAUGUUGUGUUGAUCAUGAUUCUGCUCACUUGGAGUAUUUCAGCUGUCAUAGGUUUUGGAAUGGUUUUUCUGAAGUUAAAUCUUUGGGGGAUUGAGGAGUUCUACUAUAGCCACGUUGCGUGUGAAGGAGGAUGUGUUUUGUUUCAGAGCGGACUGUCAAGCACUGUCUCAUCACUGCUUUCCUUUUACAUUCCAGGAAUUAUAAUGCUUGGCGUUUACCUUAAGAUUUUUCUAGUGGCGCAGAGACAAUUACACAGCAUACAGAAUACAAAUUGUAAGAGCUCAGCAAGAAUAUCAAACACCAGCCAGACAAAAGCCACGAAAACACUUGCUAUCAUAAUGGGGGCAUUCCUUUCUUUUUGGACUCCUUUUUUUGUCUGUAAUAUCAUUGAUCCCUUCAUUAGCUACUCAACACCACCAGCACUGUUUGGAACACUUGUAUGGGUGGGCUACUUAAACUCUACUGUCAACCCUGUCAUAUACGCAUUCUUUUAUAGCUGGUUCAGAAAGGCGUUUCGAUUAUUCACUUCAGGUAGCAUCUUUAAAUCUGACAUCUCAGAGGCAGCACUUUUCACAGAAUAA
Messenger RNA from Plectropomus leopardus (leopard coralgrouper), 956 nucleotides. The record is from RefSeq and is a predicted model, not a curated record. NCBI's taxonomy places the organism in Eukaryota, Metazoa, Chordata, Actinopteri, Perciformes, Serranidae.